Messenger RNA from Pelodiscus sinensis (Chinese soft-shelled turtle), 12293 nucleotides. RefSeq names its product insulin like growth factor 1 receptor (gene IGF1R). NCBI's taxonomy places the organism in Eukaryota, Metazoa, Chordata, Testudines, Trionychidae. Gene Ontology annotation, molecular function: ATP binding; insulin receptor activity; phosphatidylinositol 3-kinase binding. Gene Ontology annotation, biological process: positive regulation of MAPK cascade; multicellular organism development; regulation of JNK cascade. The record is from RefSeq and is a predicted model, not a curated record. Gene Ontology annotation, cellular component: insulin receptor complex; plasma membrane; axon.
AGCAGAGACAGCCUUAAACCCCCAGCAGCAGGGCCUCCUUCGCCACCUCUCCCCCCCCCUUGGAGGAAUUACGGACCCUUUGCAACCAGCUCCUGGGCUUUGACCUUCAGCAAACCGGAUUCCCCCCCCUUUUUCCUAGCAGCAUUCCCCCCUCCCGCCCCUGUCUUGGGCUGGACAAGAAGGGGGGAAGGUUUGCAGCGCGCACACACGAGCGUCAGUUGUGUUUGGAUGUUUGUGGCAUGGAGAAGCAGCAGCUAGCAGGGAUGCGAGGAGAGCAGCAGCAGCAAGAGGUGGAGGAGGAGAAGUGUUGAGCUGCUCAGCUCUCCCCGCGACCGCUUUGUGUGUUCUGGAUUUGUGUCUGUGUGUGUGUGUGGGGAGGGGGGAGGUUGUUUUUUUGGAAGGAGCCUGGGGCAGCAGCAGCGCUGUGAAGCCGGGGAAGCCUUUUCAUUCAUUUUUCUCCUGCAUUUUUUAGGGUCUUUCGGUCCCCCUCCGACUUACUUUUGUGCUGGGGGGCGCUGCAAGGGGGGAUUCCCUUGGGAGCAGCCUCUGCUCUCUGCUGAGGGGGAUCAACUGUCUUGGGAAGCUUUAUUGCCCCUUCCCCCAUCAGCUUGCUUUGCACCCCCCCCCCGCUUUUCCCAUCCGGUUUUGUGCGUGUGUUUGCUGCGUCUUUGUGGGGUUUGAAAAUGGAGGCUGAAGAUACAGACUGCCAGCCCCAACGUGCUUCGUGUUGGUUACUCCGGUGCCCCUUGCAUCCCUGCAGGCAGCGCUGAGGGGGGAGUGUUGCUCAGCGCCCCCCAAGUAUCGCUCGUCCUGGGGGAGCCCCAGCCCGGCGUGGUUAUUGUUGUCCGUGCGUAGCUGCUCCGGAAGCACCUCCGCGAGGGGGAGAAACACCUUUGAAUUUGCAAACCCAGGGGAGAGUGUUUUUGUGUCUGCGCGUGGGAGGAGCGGGGUGAUUUUUUUCCCCCUCUCUCCCAAGCUCCCCCCCCCUUAAUAGAGCUGGUGUGUGAGUGGAGGGGAAGAGAUUUUGGACUUUUUUUUGGGAAAAGGGGAUCUUGUCCAUAAUUUAAAAAAAAAGGAAUGAAGUCUGGCGCUGGAGGAGGGUCCCUGACCUUAUUUCUGCUCUUCUUCGCCACUCUUUGUCUGUGGCCAACAAAUGGAGAAAUUUGUGGGCCAAAUGUCGACAUUCGCAAUGAUAUCCAUGAGCUGAAGCGCUUAGAGAACUGCACAGUAAUUGAGGGUUUCCUACAAAUUCUGCUGAUCUCCAAAGCAGAAGAUUACCGCAGCUUCCGCUUCCCAAAGCUCACCGUUAUCACCGACUACUUGCUGCUGUUCCGUGUAGCUGGCUUAGAGAGCCUAAGUGAUCUCUUUCCCAACCUCACAGUCAUUCGCGGGAGGAACCUCUUCUACAACUAUGCUCUGGUUAUCUUUGAGAUGACUAACCUCAAAGAAAUUGGGCUGUACAAUCUGAGGAACAUCACCCGAGGGGCCAUCCGCAUCGAGAAAAACUCUGACUUGUGUUACCUCUCCACAGUGGACUGGUCUCUGAUCCUAGAUGCAGUGUCCAACAACUACAUAGUUGGGAAUAAACCUCCAAAGGAGUGCGGGGACUUGUGUCCAGGGACUAUGGAAGAGAAACCCUUGUGUGAGAAGACCUCCAUUAACAAUGAGUACAACUAUCGCUGCUGGACCACCAACCACUGCCAGAAAAUGUGCCCCAGUGCUUGUGGCAAACGGGCAUGCACAGACCAAAAUGAAUGUUGCCAUCCUGAAUGCUUGGGGAGCUGCACUGCGCCUGACAACAACACAGCGUGUGUGGCCUGCCGCAAUUACUAUUAUGAAGGAAUCUGCGUGCCCACCUGCCCACCUAACACCUACAAGUUUGAGGGCUGGCGCUGCGUUACUAGGGACUUCUGUUCCAAAGUCCCUGCUACCGAAAUAAGCGAGUAUGAGAAGUUUGUGAUCCACAAUGAUGAGUGCAUGGCGGAGUGCCCCUCUGGAUUCAUACGCAAUGGCAGCCAAAGCAUGUUCUGCAGCCCCUGUGAAGGGCCUUGCCCAAAAAUCUGUGAGGAAGAGAAAACAAAGACCAUUGAUUCUGUCACAUCAGCACAAAUGUUGCAGGGAUGUACCGUUCUGAAGGGGAAUCUGCUUAUUAACAUCCGCCGUGGGAACAAUAUUGCUUCCGAGCUGGAGAAUUUUAUGGGUCUGAUAGAAACUGUAACUGGGUAUGUGAAGAUCCGCCAUUCCCAUGCGCUAGUCUCCCUGUCUUUCUUGAAGAAUCUACGCUAUAUUUUGGGAGAGGAACAGUUGGAUGGGAAUUAUUCUUUCUAUGUGCUUGACAACCAGAAUCUGCAACAGCUGUGGGACUGGAACCACCACAACCUGACGAUCAAAGAGGGAAAAAUGUACUUUGCAUUUAAUCCCAAACUGUGUGUGUCUGAGAUUUACCGCAUGGAGGACGUGUCCGGAACCAAAGGAAGACAGAGCAAAGGAGAUAUAAAUCCAAGGAACAAUGGGGAGAGAGCCUCUUGUGAAAGCCACAUUCUGAAUUUUGUCUCUAACACCACCCUGAAGAACCGGAUUAAACUCACUUGGGAUCGGUAUCGCCCUCCAGAUUACAGAGAUCUUAUUAGCUUCACUGUUUACUACAAAGAGGCACCAUUCAAGAAUGUGACAGAGUAUGAUGGGCAAGAUGCUUGUGGUUCUAAUAGCUGGAACAUGGUAGAUGUCGAUCUGCCCCCAAACAAAGAGAACAACCCUGGGAUUUUACUGCAGGGACUGAAACCUUGGACUCAAUAUGCGAUUUAUGUCAAGGCUGUUACACUCACAAUGAUGGAGAAUCACCACAUCCAUGGAGCAAAGAGUGAGAUAGUCUACAUACGCACCAAAGCUGCAGUGCCAUCUAUUCCACUGGAUGUUAUUUCAGCAUCGAAUGCCUCUUCUCAGCUAAUUGUGAAAUGGAAUCCACCCUCUCUUCCCAAUGGCAACUUGUCCUACUACAUUGUACGGUGGCAGCAGCAGCCGCAGGACAGUUAUCUUUACCGACAUAACUACUGCUCCCAAGAUAAAGUCCCAAUUCGGAGAUAUGCUGAUGGGACCAUUGAUACAGAAGAAGCUACUGAACCCACCAAACCAGAAGGGAGUGGGGGAGAGAAAGGAGCUUGCUGUGCUUGCCCCAAGACAGAGGCAGAGAAGCAAGCUGAAAAGGAGGAGGCCGAGUACCGGAAAGUCUUUGAGAACUUCCUCCAUAACUCCAUCUUUGUGCCCAGACCGGACCGGAAGCGCAGGGAUGUGUUCCGGAUCAUGAAUAGCACUCACGCCAGUCGGAACAGGAACACAACAGUGCCAGAUCACUUUGCCAACGUGUCAGAUGUGGAGGAGAGUGAGAUGGAAUACCCAUUCUAUGAGAGCAAAGUGGAAGGGCGGGAGAGGACGCUUAUCUCCCAUCUCCAGCCUUUUACUCUUUACCGUAUCGAUAUUCACAGCUGCAACCAUGAAGCAGAGACACUUGGCUGCAGUGCCUCCAACUUUGUCUUUGCGAGAACAAUGCCCGCAGAAGGAGCAGAUAACAUUCCAGGAACCGUAACAUGGGAAGGCAAAGAAGAUAAUGCUGUCUAUCUGAAGUGGUCAGAACCUGUAAACCCUAAUGGAUUGAUACUGAUGUAUGAAAUCAAAUAUGGUCAGCAUGGAGAGGAGAAACGGGAAUGUGUUUCUAGACAGGAAUACAGGAAGUUUGGAGGAGCCAAACUAACUCAUCUAAAUCCUGGAAACUAUUCUGCCAGAGUUCAAGCCACCUCUCUAGCUGGAAAUGGAUCAUGGACUGAACCAGUGUCUUUCUAUGUACAGCCCAAACCGGCAGACUAUGGGAAUUUCCUGCACUUGAUAAUUGUGCUCCCCAUUGCAGUGCUGCUGGUCAUUGGAGGGUUGCUAAUAAUGCUGUACGUCUUCAACAAAAAGAGGAACAGUGACAGACUAGGCAAUGGAGUGCUUUAUGCUUCUGUGAACCCUGAGUACUUCAGUGCUUCUGAUGUGUAUGUUCCGGAUGAAUGGGAAGUGCCCCGUGAGAAGAUUACCAUGUGCCGGGAGCUUGGGCAAGGCUCCUUUGGAAUGGUUUACGAGGGAAUAGCUAAGGGAGUGGUGAAGGAUGAGCCAGAAACUCGGGUAGCCAUCAAAACUGUCAAUGAGUCUGCAAGCAUGCGUGAACGGAUAGAGUUCUUAAAUGAGGCCUCAGUCAUGAAGGAGUUCAAUUGCCAUCAUGUGGUGCGGCUGCUUGGAGUUGUCUCCCAAGGCCAACCAACACUGGUGAUCAUGGAGCUCAUGACGCGCGGGGAUCUCAAGAGUUAUCUGAGAUCUCUGCGGCCAGACACCGAGAAUAACCCAGGCCAGGUGCCUCCAACUCUGAAGAAGAUGAUUCAGAUGGCAGGAGAGAUUGCUGAUGGCAUGGCGUACCUCAAUGCCAAUAAAUUUGUGCAUAGGGAUCUCGCAGCAAGGAAUUGCAUGGUGGCCGAAGACUUCACUGUGAAAAUUGGAGAUUUUGGCAUGACCAGAGAUAUCUACGAGACAGAUUACUAUCGGAAAGGAGGGAAAGGUUUGCUCCCUGUGCGCUGGAUGUCCCCGGAGUCACUGAAGGAUGGAGUCUUUACAACACAUUCAGACGUCUGGUCCUUUGGAGUUGUCCUUUGGGAAAUUGCAACAUUAGCAGAGCAGCCAUACCAAGGCAUGUCCAAUGAGCAAGUUCUCCGCUUCGUGAUGGAGGGAGGCUUAUUGGAGAAACCAGACAACUGUCCUGAUAUGCUGUUUGAGUUGAUGAGGAUGUGUUGGCAGUACAACCCCAAGAUGAGGCCCUCUUUCCUGGAAAUAAUCGGUAGCAUUAAGGAUGAGCUGGAUCCAGCAUUCAAAGAGGUCUCCUUCUUCUACAGCGAAGAGAACAAGCCUCCAGACACCGAGGAACUCGAUCUGGAGACUGAAAACAUGGAGAGCAUUCCUUUAGAUCCCUCCUCCACCCUCCAACCCACUGACAAGCACUCAGGACACAAAGCUGAGAACGGCCCAGGCGUGGUGGUCCUGCGGGCCAGCUUUGAAGAGAGACAGCCGUACGCGCACAUGAACGGGGGACGCAAGAACGAACGGGCCUUACCUUUGCCCCAGUCUUCGGCCUGCUGAUCCUUAAAACCCAGAAUCUCACAAACACACAUGGUGGGGGAAGAAAGAAAGAAGAAAAUAUAUUCAAAAGCCUACUGUACCUCAGUGGAUCUUCAGAACUGCCAUAGCUGCACACAGGAGAAUCCUCUUUUCAGUAAACACAUUAGUUUUUUCUUUGUUCAAUAUGCAAGCAGAUGUUUAUUUCAGUAAAGGACUCCGUUCAGUGGGGCGCAGAGUCAGCCUUUGAAAACUCUAAUGUUAACACUUAAUAGCAACAGAAAACUUGAGAUCUGAUGUGUCUCUCUUCUUUCUCUCUCUCUUUCUCUCUCUCUUUCUGUUUCAUAAUGGGAAACAUAUCUGCGUGCAAGUUCAACCAUACAGCACUUUUAUCAGAUCAAAGAAAUUGCAGGCCAGGUGGCUCCCCGUUAGCCCUUGCAAACACCUGCUUAACACUGUAGGUCUUUAUAAAAACAGAAUUUAAAAAAAGACUGAAUUUUUAAUGAUACUCUAAUCUUUUUAGGAACAUGUAAAAGAACUUAGAAAGGGCCAUCAUUUGUCCAAGGUUGUUACCAUUUUCAACGCUGCCAAAUUUUGCCAAAAACAAAAAAAAGAAACUUUUUGGGGAGUUAGUGGUUUUGGUUUUUUUUGUGGGGGGGGGGAUGUUUGUUUUUGUAGGCUUGGAAGGAGCAAACUAAUCAACUGCUCCAUUUAAGAGAUACUGACCAAUACACUCCAUUCAAUCAUACACUGGUAUUUAAAAAAAUAAUCUGAUUGUCUAGAUCUUUUUUUAAACUGGACAAAACAUGAUUUGUGUUCUCAUGAUGGAGAGGAAAAGGGGGGCAGGGUUUAGAAACAGUCCUCCCUCCAUCCACCCUCCCCCACCAAGAAUUCUGGACAAAACUGGCAGUGGUGAGCCAAAUAUCUCACACACACACACACUUGUACACUCUUACAUAUAUUUCGUGCAAAAAAAAAAGUUGACCGCACGCCAAAAACAGCAAACCAGCCUGAAAUGAACCAGAAGGGAUCUCCGUCGUUGCAGCCUACUCUCCUUCUCAGGCUAGCUGGAAAACACAUGUCAAAACAAAUUGGAGAAUACAAAAAGCGGUAAUGGAUUCAAGCAUAUGACGCUUUGUUGACCUUUGCUCUCUGUUAUUAAGACUUCUCGAAGGGUCUUGCAGUUCUAUGUUAGACCAUGGAUCAUUUGCAUACACAUUGUCUUUUGUGUCACUUUUAUAACUUUUUUACGGUUCAGAUACUCAUCUAUAUGUCUGUACAGAAAAAAGCUGCUAUUUUUUUUGUUCUUUAUCUUUGUGGAUUUAAUCUAUGAAAACCUUCAGGUCUGCCCUCCUUCCCUUCCUCCCCCUCCAACAAAUUUCUUAUGCUUUGUACUAUAGUGUGUAACUUUUACUUCCUUCUUCCUCGUAACUGAUCCCUGUAACAUGAUUUGCCAUGAACUGUUUAAUGCCUUUUUAUAAAUACAUUUCCUCCUCUUUUUUUUCCAUUAGUUGUUUUACAACAUCUUGGCUGUGUGGGUUACAAGGCUCUUGAGGAAACCGGGGGAAAAGGGAUAUACACAACCAGAUGCACUCCAGUGGUGCUCUUUGGUGGUGGUUUUAACCCUAUCUUCCCUCCUUCUGCUAGCCUCUGCCCAGGCAGCAUUCGAGUCUGUUACAGUGCAAGGCACGAUACAAACUCAGGUCAGAAAAAACAAAAAAGGUUACAUAUUGAGUACAUUCUUGUUCAGUGUUCAUAUUCAUCGUUGUACAAGAGUCAGAUCCCCUCCUUCCCUUGCCUCUUGUUUUGGUUGUGACACGCAUAUAUAUAUAUAUAUUUUUUUAAUUGUUGGGUACAACAGCGGACACCAGGCUUUUGGGUCUCUAUUUUUUAAAAUGAAUCGUUUAACCCUUCCAUCCCAUGAACAACAGCUGCGUUUCCUCUAACUUGGUUGAGCUGUCAGUGUUCGGCAUCGUUACUUAUUGUUAUGGCCUUUAAAUGUGCUGAUCUAGCAGAUCCCAGCUAGUAGACUUUCUCAUUAGAAGAUGUUGAAAGGCCACAUUCUGGACCGCCCCAUGCUGAAGUUCCUCCCUGGUUUGCCAUAUGACUGAGCUGUUGAGAUGAGGUGGGGGGAACCAGAGAGCUUUUAAGUGGGUGGGGGCCACCAGAUUUGCUAGCAAACAGUUAAAACGUGGCAUCUAUGGAAACCUGUACAAGUACAAGCUUGUGCGUUCAGACCAUAGAUGAAACUUCAGCACAAAGGAGAAAUAGUAGCUUGCUAGUUCAGCUGAGGCACCCUUACGAAUGUGUGGGGGUGGAGAGAGGAGGGUUUAAGUAGUAGGAGGUGAGGGGCUAUGAUGUUAGUUUAAAAAAAGGAGCCGUAACAGUUGCUCAUCUUAAGUUUAUUAUUGCAUCUAACCCCUUGUUUAGCACUGAUCCAACCAAAUGAUGGCAGUAAAAGAAGUGGUUCUGGGAUGGAAACGUUAAAUUUUUUUUUUUGAGUAAGAACAAAGAAAAUAUACUGAUUGCUCAUUGUGACUGGAGAUUUAAAAAAAUGUUUGUAGUGCUUUUUGCUUGUGUAGUUUUAGGUCCCACUAUCUUCUCUUGCCUCUGUCCUGUAGUUAUUUUUCCCUUUAAAGAAAAGACAAAAAAAAGUUAAUUAAGAAGGUAUUCUAUGUAGGAUUUUUUUAUUUAUUUUUGUGAUAUCAGUUUAAAUCACUGUAGAGAUGCCCCAUAAUAAAUUUAAAUACUGAGAUAAGGGUUUUCAAAGUAUGGCAGGGGGACAGUUUUUGAUUUUUUUCAAACAUUUAUCUACCUCACUCUUAUUUUUUUUAUAUGUGUGUAUAUAUAUAUAAAAAACAUCUCACAUUUCUCAGCAGCCAAUAGAAAUGCCGUUGAUACUGGUAACCUCUCACUCUACAAACCACAUUCUCUAGGUUUUGGAGAGAAGCGGUCGCUACUUUUCCCAAAGGGUCACUUCACAGGGUUGUGCUUGUGUUAUUUUAUAGCAGUUUGUCCUUUUUGGUACCACUUUUAAGAUUUAUUUUGGGGGGAGAGCAAGAGACCCACCUGAGUUUUUAUGACUUAAGAGCACCAUUCUUUAAGAAGUCGCAGUAGCUGUGAAAUCCUCUGUCAUGGCAGUCAUUGGUCAGCCAAAUGUGUGUUCAGGUGACUGUAUGUUCAGAUAACUGCUAGAUGGUGAUUGAAUGAAGGUAUUUGAUCAAAUUAAUUAUGGAAGCCAAUCGUCUGCAAUAUUUGAAGAUCUGGGGUUGUUAGAAUGAGAUAAAUGGCUUUUCUGUUAAUCCUUAAGAGGGGGAAAAGUCAUUCUUGACCAUUUUUUCUCAGAUGCCACAAGCACCAAAAGGACAUUUGACUGAAUCAAUACCUAAAAAUAAAUUGGAGCAUACAACAAUAGUAACAACAGGGCAGAAAUGUCAUAGGCUACCUGAUAACACUACACUGAGUUUACAACUUGGACUUUUUACACUUGCUGCUUCUGUUUGACAGGAGCCUUGAUUUCUUAAUGCUAAAUGUUAAAUGGGAAAUUUGAAUGUGCCAGUAGAAAUCCAGUCCCUUCCAAACCCUUCUCUGUACAUACGUUAUCACUCUGGAUUCUGAUGGACCAGCCGUCAAAUUGUGACUUCCCUCUAAUAGUGCUUAACUGGUUUACAAGUGUACAGCACUAAUAUAACACAAGCCUGCCAUUAACAUGAUGUAUAAUGUUUCUUUUUCUGAUUCUGGCAGCUGUUCAUGCAGGUGUUAGUUGUGGUAUCUGAAUAAUGUGGCACUUGGCUACUUUCAGAUGUAUGUGGCCUCUUGAAUAUAUAGUACUGUGGUUAAGUAUAAUAAAGUUUGUCUUUGGAAGGAGCGUUUCUAACACCAGAAAAACUAACAACAUUUCUGAUUUACUGGGUUUCCUUUGUGUUUUUUAAUUUUUCCUAAUUUGACAGUGACCUUUUGGUGUAGCGACUGCUCUUCUCUCUUGCACAUAUUGAUUUCCACAACUGGAGAUCCUCAGAUCUUUCAGCCGGCUAUGAGGGUUUUGUUAAAACUGUCCAAGUUAAUGUUUUUUUUUUUAAUUGUUAUGUAGGUGGUUUAAAAAAAAUUAGGAAAAAACACUAACAAUAUAGUACCCAUCAUGAUAAACAUUUCAGAAGCACUUAAAUGAAAGGCAGUCAUGUGACUAAGCAAAGUAUGCACAUGUGAUGACAAAGUCAGUUCUCUUGGACCAAACCACCUUUACAAUACCAUUGUAUUCUCUGUUCACAAUUCUAGCCUAAUUUCAUACUGGUUUCUACAGAAUUUGUUUUUAUGUGCAUUCUGAAUAUCUUUAUCCAUAUGGGUUUUUCAUGCCGACCACCCAUUGACAGUAAAUAACAUUUGUGCAUGUGAACAAUGGAGAAUUAAUGGCUUGAUAUUAGCAUAAAAUGGCUUGUAAUGACGCCUUUUCCUGAGAGACCACUGCUGGCUUGCUGGUAUGGAGAAUUUAGAACUUCAGCUGUGUUUGAAUAAACCUGUAGUAAUCCCAUUUCUGAGCAUGAUUUAAAAAAAAAAAACACCCAAAAACCCACCCAACCUGCAAAACAAGCAUUCUGACAAAAGGUACCAAAAUAUCAGUAACAAAUUGGCGUCACUAAGGGAGCAAGAAACUUUGAUUUAAGUAUUUGGGGUUGUUCUUGUCCGACUUUGUCACUGUUGUUAAGUAGUUCAAUGGUACUGAAGGUGGUUUGGUUGCAAAGGAAGGUGAUUUGUAUAAAUACAGAAGUAUCACAUGCUUGGUAUUAAAUAAGAUUAUUUUUGUUGGGUUAAUAGAUUAGGCACAGAAGCCACGGAUGAUGUAAAACUUGAGGCUAACGCAUGUUCCAUCAAGCCUCUUCCUCCGUGUGAUGCCUCCGUUCUUCAAAGCUGGUUCUAAGUGAUGUAUGACUCUAGAUUUGUUUGCACUGAUGCUCCUGUUGGUGUCACUAAAAGCCCAGUUUGCCCAGGAUGACUGGUCACCAGAUGGAACUACUAUUAAGUCCUCUGGGAACUGCUGAGGGUCGUUGAGGACAAUACAAGCCUAAACAAAUGGCGCUCUUGUUGUUAUACAUAUAUAUAUAUAUCUCUUUUUUUUAAAAAAAAACCCUUUUCAUUCCAGUAGUACAAGCAACACUUUCCUCUGUUACUCUUCUUAUUUUGUUUGUCAACCAUGUAUUUAAUAACUGGGCUAAGAAACAAUAGGGGAAAGUGCAAGAGAUCCACUCCUUAUUAACCAGUGAAAGCCAGAUAUUGCAGCUCCACUCUUCAGUGUGCAAACAAUAAUUAUAAAUCAAAGAUGACAAGUAUAUUAAACAUUAAUUGCCAGAGGUGCUGAAGAUACAGAACUGUCAAUGGUCAGGAGAAGUUCAGGGAUUGCCUUGAUUCAGAAGACUGGUUGUUCUGAAUAAAGGCAUUUAAAUUACUUCUUGUGCAUUUAAGAACUACAACCAGGUCAGUUGGAAUUGAGAGUGGUAGUGUGGAAGGAGGAGAACAAAGGAUGGAAAUACAGGAUUUGGCAGAAGUUUGUGAUAGAUCCAGAGCUCGGUAUGUAGGAUAGCAUCAAGGCUCAGGCUUCAUAACUAAUCAUUUGGUACUUCUAAAUAAAGCUCUUAAUGUCCUAAGUUCAUUACCAAGAGGUUUACAGUGGUCAUUGGUCAAUAUGAAUUGCAGUGGAUCAAUUCUUGGUCAAUCUGUUUUGCAAGUACCAUAUGAUUAUCAAUAGUACGUGUGCAUGUGUGAAUGUUCCUUUUUUUGUAUGCAUUAUGUUGAUUAGUAAUCCAUUAACAUUUUCAAUAGGGCUUUUAAGUCCAGUAGAUUACGGGUAGUCAGUUGACGAAGAUCUGGUUUACAAGAACUAAUUAAACGUUUCAUUGCAUUUUGUAAGUACAUAUAAUAAUACAUAGAAUAAUUUUAUAAAAUGUUUGUAGUUUAUAAAUGCCUAUAAAAUAAUUUAAAGGCACUUUCCUGUGUCUGUCUGUGUGUGUGUGUGUGUGUGUAUGAUCAGGUUUUUUUGAUGGUACCAGUUUACUAGCUAGCUUUACAAUAUGCCAAAAAGGAUCAUUUACUUGUCCAACUCAUGGUUCAUUCAUUUUUUCCCCCAAGCUUUGUGUCCCAGUGUACAGUGAAUGAUUGAUUAAAGAGAUUGAGAAACUGUUCUGUAUCUUCAGUAUCCUGGUUUUCCAGAACCCUCUGGUUGGGGCGGGAUCAUCUUAACUGGUCAUUUCACUUUACUGUAUAGUGCCGUUAACGUAAUGGAUUGAAAGAACCUCAUUGGUUAUGGAAACAGAAUAGGGAAUGCUGCUAAGCAGUCUUAGUUGUGUUAUUUAGUACCGGUUUUUCUUCUUGUUGUCGGAUGGGUUAAAGGAUGUGAUUGCGUAAUAACAUGAUGAAAGGCAGUUUUCAUAGUUUUCUUUAAUUCAGUUAUAACUGUUUACAGAUUUCUUGUCACUUCAAAUAUUAUGGUUUUGUAUGUAGCCUAUACAAUGUGUGUAGAUAUCUAGCAUCAUUAGAGCUUUGAGAUGAACAAGGAAAGGUCCCUAUUUAUUUUUAUUUAAAUAAGAAUACUGAAGAUCUUUUUUUUUUUUUCUAAAUUAGACAGAACAUAUUCCCUCCCCUACCUUUUGAAGGUUAUGGAUGGUUUAGAUGCCUUUGAGAGACUCAUCAUUCUGUUUUCUAAACCAGUGAGGUUUGAGUUGAAAGGAUUGGCCAGAGUUUGUCUACCUCUGGGACAAAAACAAAACUAGGAAGUGCUACGGAACUGAUGCAUUUGCAAAUACAUUUACCAAGUUUUCUUGUUUAAAAAAGCUUUUUUUAAAAAAAAAUUAAAACAGUAAUAACAUGGCCAAUUUAGUACAUUAAAAAAGACUUGCUGUGUAUAAAUUAUUCCUAAAGAAAUUCCUGUGUUUAUAUUAAAAUGAAUCAGUAGAUGAUAAAAAAAAAUUCAAAAUGUUUUUGUAUAUUCUGUUGUAAGAAUUUAUUCCUGUUAUUGCGAUAUACUCUGGAUUCUUUACAUUAUGGAAAAAAGAAACUUUUGUCUAUUUUGAAUGGCUGAAGCUAAGGCUCCUUUAGUUUCUCUUACUCUGCUUUUUUCUAGUAGUUACAGUACUACAUGAUUUAAGUUAAAUAAAAUAAUUCUGUAU